AUGCUUUCCGAUCGAGCAUUCAAUCCGGACUAUGAUACUGUUCUCCGUCUUUUUCGAAAAUACCGUGAGACUGCACUUGGCAGUCGUAAUGGAAAAUCGAUGUUUGAGCGCUUAAGGUCAAUGCGAGUGCAUGAGAAAGUUCCACAAGCACGCGAGUUGUGUUAUAUGGACGCUUCGGCUUCAUUCGAACACCUUAACAUGUCGAUUACCCUCCUCUAUACUAGCUGCGCGGUCGGUGCCCUUCCGCUCGGACUAUUUAUUACUUCAGACGAACUCGGAAUCACAUUAGAAAAGGCGAUAAAUUUAUUGAAAACGAUUCUUCCUGGAUAUGCCUUUUUCGGACAUGGUCCACAAAACGCGCCUGGCCGCUCGCAAGGUAUAGGAUUCUUGUUUCUGAAGGGUACUAACUAUAAUCAAACUCCGAAUACCUUUACUCCUUAUCUGGCAGUCAGUCUGGGGCUCUCUUUAUUAUCAACCAUCUUUAGCCCCUGUCCAGAAGUCAAGAAUUCUUACUUUAAUCGCAAGUCUGCGGAAUGGGACAUUAUUGGGUUCUUGGAUGAGGAUAAAGAGAAGGUGCCACUCGAACAGAAAUUGGAUUCAUAUAUCAAAGACCUCAGAGUCCUCGCCAAUAUUGAGCAAGGCAAGCGACAAGAAAAAGCUCAGCUACUUAUCGCUGAUCGUCAAAGAGCGAAAGAAUGGUAUACGUCGACCAGAACGGCUAGUAAUAGACCCUCGGUUAACUUUCACAACUCGAAAGUGGGUGUUGCGAUUAUUGGAAUAUCGAGCGGAGUCAAUAAGGAGUGUGGCAUCGGUUUGGAGAAAAGGCCUCGCAGCGUGAUCCAUGAUGAAAGCGACAGUGACGACUCACCAUGUGAUUCAGCCAAAAGACGAUUGACUCGUGAGCUUCGCAAGGAGGUAAAAAAAAAUGAAUUGCAGACAAGCGUUUCGGAAUCAGAUGUUGACGAAGACGAUGAAUCGGACGUGACUGGAAUUGUGCCACAGUCUAAAUGGUUCAUAAACGAGAUCGAUGUCUCGGAAAGGUGGCAUCAAUUUAAACAGAGAUCAUUGAAAUUGGCAAUGGAGAAGGGGCUUUUUGCAGAGAGCCACACGCAGGAAAUAUUGUCCUUGUCACACGUUCUCCUGCUAAAACCAAAACAACAUUCCUCAUUAAUGAUGGUAGUUUUCAGUACUGAAUUAUUGGAGAUGAUGCACAAAGACAUGCUGGAGAGAUUCACUGAACAGGAGACAGAAUUUGACUUCGAGAUUUUUACAAAACUUACACUGAUUGUCAAGCAACUGCGGAAGGGAAAGGUCACAAGGAAUAUUGCAGUUACAGAACUUCAGACACUCAUGAUCGGUCGUUCUUAUGGAGAAGUGUCUAUUUUAAAGGCCAUCAAAAACAUUAUAGAAAGAGUUCCUACAAUCACCUUGAGCAGCCCCCUUGGGGAAGUUGAACUUUGCACUACAUAUAUUGAUCCAGUCCUGAGUCCAAUUAUCGCAGACCCUGAUCAAAACUGCAGGUCAAAUAAAGAAGCGCCCGAGUCAAAGGCAAGGAAGUUGACGGGUAGGGCGAAACAAUCCGAUGCCAUCAUAAACAAUAUUGAACAAUUGUCUUGGGGUUCCAGUAUGGGACAUGGCGAGGCUAAGGUGAAAGAGGAAGCAAAUAAUCUCUAUAGCCUCAGUGCCGAUCUCAUCAGAGUUGCUGUAUUCAACAAAGACGGGAUUGACUUUUACAAAAUGCGGUGCAUGUUUGGGUUUCAAGUAGUAGGACAACAUAUUUCGUUCUACCUCACUACUCUCUUGUGCGAUGGUCUAUAUGUUAUGGCGGAGAUCGGUCAUCUCGACGUUCCAAUGUCACUCGAACAAAUUCCUGCUUUCCUUUCCAGCCUUGACACGCUUCUCAUCACCACCAAUGCAUACUGGGCAAAUUGUCAGAAGUCUAAUGCCGCCGUUGAAAUAGAAUCAAACAAGCGCAAUACCCUCGCUACUCCAAAUUUCAAGGAGUUAAUUGCAAGCAGCCGGGACCGGCAUCGUCCUU
This is a messenger RNA of Paraglomus occultum, 2038 nucleotides long. Lineage: Eukaryota; Fungi; Glomeromycota; Glomeromycetes; Paraglomerales; Paraglomeraceae. The record is from the annotation of a GenBank genome assembly.